Molecule: messenger RNA, 1008 nt
Organism: Camelina sativa (false flax)
Lineage: Eukaryota; Viridiplantae; Streptophyta; Magnoliopsida; Brassicales; Brassicaceae
Product: transmembrane emp24 domain-containing protein p24delta10
Source: RefSeq, a predicted model, not a curated record
AAUCCCUUACAUCGUCAUCGAGGCUCGUCGUCUACGAAACCAUCGAGGAAGAAGAAGCAAAGAGAGACGAAGAAGAGAGUUUCGAUCUGGAUUUAUUUUUACAAAAAUGUUUCUCAAUUCGCAAAAGCUAUGGACGAAGAUGAUUCUAAUUCUAACGAUUUGGUCACCAAUUUCACAGUCGCUUCACUUCGAUCUACACUCAGGUCGAACAAAGUGUAUCGCGGAAGACAUCAAGAGCAAUUCAAUGACUGUUGGUAAAUACAGCAUCGAUAACCCUCACGAAGGUCAAGCUUUACCACAAUCUCACAAGAUCACCGUCAAGGUGACGUCUAACGCCGGGAACAAUUACCAUAACGCGGAACAAGUUGAUUCAGGGCAAUUCGCGUUCUCUGCAGUGGAAGCAGGUGAUUACAUGGCGUGCUUCACUGCUGUUGAUCAUAAGCCUGAGCUAGCGUUGAGUAUUGAUUUUGAGUGGAAGACUGGUGUUCAAUCUAAGAGUUGGGCUAAGGUUGCUAAGAAGAGCCAAGUUGAAGUAAUGGAAUUUGAGGUGAAGAGUCUUCUUGAUACGGUUAACUCGAUUCAUGAAGAGAUGUAUUAUCUUAGAGAUAGGGAAGAAGAGAUGCAAGACUUGAACCGUUCCACUAACACGAAAAUGGCAUGGUUGAGUGUGCUCUCGUUUUUCGUCUGCAUAGGAGUUGCAGGGAUGCAGUGUUUGCACUUGAAGACGUUUUUCGAGAAGAAGAAGGUUAUCUAAAGUUCUACAGAGGUUACGAAAUUUCUUUUUUCUAAGCCCGAACAAACAAAUCUUAUCCUCUUUGAAUGUUGUACAUUAGAUCAAUGGCUGCUCUACCACGUUAUCUGAGAACUUGGAAAUUUGAUUAAAGUGGCAUUAGUUAAUUUUUCCAAGAUGAGUGUAGUUUUGUUUUUGUUUAGAUUUGUUGGUCCUUAGGAUUACUUUGAAUCUUUGAUGGUUUUAAAGUCUCAAAUAAAUUGCGUUUGUCUGUUACA